Molecule: messenger RNA, 2025 nt
Organism: Globicephala melas (long-finned pilot whale)
Lineage: Eukaryota; Metazoa; Chordata; Mammalia; Artiodactyla; Delphinidae
Gene: EFHB
Product: EF-hand domain family member B
Molecular function (GO): calcium ion binding
Source: RefSeq, a predicted model, not a curated record
CAACCUACUUUGGGUAUGGAACCUAGACGGGGACUGGAAAAAGAGUCCACCUGUGUGGUGAUGAAGCCCAGCGUGGAGAUGCAGCCUCCUGUGGAGGUGGACAUGGGGUUCCCCCAACCAGAGGAUCCAGAUGAAACUAAGCCUACAGAACCCCAAAUGGGCUUGGUGAUAGAACCUUCUGAGUGCCAGUUGGCUCAACAACCUGAAGAGCAAAGGGAGACUGAGAACAUUGAACCAGGAGUAGAACCUCCAGAUCGCAUCAGACCCAUAUACUCUGGGAAAUUUUUUGAUCGGUUGCCUUGCUGGCCAAGUGCAGGGAAAGUUCUUCCGAUUGGAUACAGAGCUGCAAACUGCUUGACUGAAAAACUUCCCAGGCUAGUGACCCCACCUGAAGCAAAAAAAUUUUUCAACUUCAGAUAUCCACCUGCUGGAGCCGAAAGAGUAUUUUACGGCAGAGCAAAUGAUCCCCAAAUUGCACCUUCUUUGACACAUGGAAUCAGAUCUAAAAUUUCAACACCGGCAAAGGUACUGAUCAACCCACAGCCUAUUACAACCUUUCAACAGAAAAUGAAAGAUAAGAAGGAAUCAGUAUAUUUUAGCAAUCAACGGGCACCGUUAGGAAAAUCUCAUGACCAGACGCCAGGAUUACCUAAAGGCCUGGAUAUACUCAACACGACAUUUGGGACGGCAGUCAUCAAAGAAUUACCUGCUAGAGAGGUGGUGAAUCCACCAAAAUCCUAUCAAGAAGUAUUUGAAGAAGGACAGGCAGGACACGAUCUGUAUAUUGUAUCUCACAAUGAUUAUUAUGCAGGAGAAGCAAAGCACCGAAAGUAUAAUCCGUCAAGUUUUCAUAGAUUUAACUUGUAUGGGAUCCCAACACCACAUUUUAAUGAUGGACGAAACAUGGCAAAAACUUUACAUUGGCUCCACGAACUACAAAUGAAAAGAGGAGCUAAGGUUGUAUCCAAGAGAGUUGAUGAUUUCAAAGAAAAAUUUCAACAUAAACUUGGAAGAACUUUAGAUCCCAUUGCAGAAACAAUGAAUGUUCCCCCAGACCACAUAUUUGGGGCUUGUCUCCGUCCUGAUGAUUAUGGAGCUGGUGAUCUCAUCCACAGAAGACUUCCGGGAGAAUAUCUCCGAGGCAAGGACAGACAGAGAGCCCUGGUUGCAGCAGUGCGACAUCACUUAAAGAAAGUUAACUACCAAAACUUUGACACUUUGUUGUCAGCCUUCAGACACUAUGACAAGAAGGGAGAUGGGGCCAUAGAUAAAGCUGAGCUUCGGGAAGCGUGUGACCAGGCCAGUUUGCACAUAGAUGAGAAGCUCUUGGACCAGCUGUUUGAAUACUGUGAUGUGGAUAACGACGGGCUGAUUAACUACCUUGAAUUUGCAAAUUUUCUUAACUGGAAAGAUAAAACCCCCCUUAAGGAGUAUGAAGAGAGGGUCAUUAUUAAAGGUGGAAAACCAGAUUGUGCAAACCCUGCUGAGGCUAAUGUAGAAGAAUCUGAACCAGCUCUCCUGAUAAAGCCUGAAGAUAUUGUCUUGAAAGAGCCAGGGAGCUCAGAAAAGACUCUGCGGACACUUCUGAGGCCAAGCGAUGAAGUUUCUAAUCACUACAAGACCACUUCUUCGGAGAUCAGUGCAGUUGUAGGCGCUGUUCCUUCUACUUGUUAUCCCACCUACGGUGUUCCAACCAUUCGGUCCGAUAUUCCCGCCCCCCGAAUUCGCCGUAUCAGUGACAGAACCAAUUAUGGUGAAGAGGGAAAUGCCUAUUCAUUGCUGUAUCCUACCAUCUUUGGCCAGAAAGAAUUGUUUGAAAGAGACUUCUUCAAGACCAGAUCCAAAAAAGAGAUUGCAGAGAUAUUAUGUAACAUUGGUGUCAAGCUUUCCGAGGAUGAAUUUGAAAAUGUAUGGAAUCUUGCAUCAAAAAAACAUCACGGAGGACAAGUUUGUGUUGAGACUAUCAGAACUGUUCUGAGUGAGUUACAGUACGCAGACUGGACCAAGUGCAAAACAGCCAUGUGA